UAAAUGUAUAGCAAAAUGCAAUGCUAUCUUAUCCUCUUAUCUUGUUACCACCUAUAUGUGUACAGAGUCAAGUGUCACGUAAUGUGAAUGAACGAAUAUAACCACUUGAUUGAUAGCGUCUCUGACAUAUUUAAAAUUGAAAGCCAUCACCUAUCUACUUCAAUUAAAUCAGUGCACUAAACAUAAACACAAUCAUGUCCCCGAAGGAUACGACGUAUCUCCUGAAACAUCUGCGUUCAAUUAUGAGCGAAGGGAGGUACUGCUCGGAAAUUUUGAACGCGUAUAUUGUACCCUCGACCGACUCGCACAACAGCGAGUAUCCUGCGGAAUGUGACAAACGCAGAGGAUUUAUAAGCGGAUUUAUUGGUAGCGUAGGAAGCGCCAUUAUUACCGAUAACGAUGCCCGUAUGUGGACGGACGGACGUUACUUUCUGCAAGCGUCCCAAGAAAUGGACGCCAACUGGACCCUAAUGAAGGAAGGGCUACCUUCCACUCCUACUCAAGCUGAAUGGCUGAUUAGCGCACUUCCACCUAAGUCGUGCAUCGGUGUCGACUCAAAGGUAAUCGGUCACAAUACAUGGAUGCAUCUCCAAGACGAGCUCGAAGCUCACGGCCACAAAUUAGUGCCGGUCGAAACGAAUUUGGUCGACUUGGUGUGGAAUGAACGGGACCGACCUUCGAUGGUACGAAAUCCCAUUGUACCACUGGAAUUGAAGUACAGUGGUAAACCGAUUAAAACAAAAUUGAGCGAAGUCCGUGAUCAAAUGAAGAAAAAGCACGCCAGCGUGCUUGUUCUCACAGCACUAGACGAAAUUGCGUGGCUCCUAAAUCUGCGUGGAAGCGACGUGGAUUUUAAUCCAGUCUUCUUCUCGUUUGUAAUCAUUUUGCCGCAAUCAGUCGCCGUACUGAUAGAUCCCAGUCAGGACACGCCCAUCCUUCACGAGCAUUUCAAGGCGGAAGCGCCAGGAAUUGAGAUCACAGUAGGCUUAUACAGCUCGGCUUGGCACGUUGUAAAAACGGCAGUUGAAGAGGUCACUGAUGGGUUUAUCUGGUUUUCGGAUCAUGCCAAUUACUCGCUAACCAGCAUAGUCCCCCCCAAGCGACUAAAAACGGAAAUAACUCCUUGCGCCCUACUGAAAACUAUCAAGAAUAACACCGAGAUUCAAGGUAUGAGAAAUGCGCACAUUAAGGACGCGGCAGCAGUCUGUUGCUAUUUCGCGUGGUUAGAGAAGGCGGUAGAAACGGGAACCGUCACAGAAAUAUCGGGGGCCAAUAAGUUGGCGCAGUUCAGGGCUCAACAGGAGUCUAUCAUGUCGCUCAGCUUUGAAACGAUAAGCGGUGUCGGGGCGCAUGGAGCAAUCAUGCAUUAUAAACCGGAACCGAAAAGCGACGUGCCAAUCACUAAGGACACUCUGUACCUAUGCGACUCCGGCGCCCAGUUUAAGGACGGAACGACCGACAUUACACGCACCGUUCAUAUGGGAACUCCGACCGAAUACCAAAAGGAAUGCUUCACGAGAAUCUUGAAGGGCCAACUGAAACUUGCACGAAGCAUCUUUCCCAAAAAGAUCAAGGGCAAUUACCUGGACUCGUUUGCACGUGAAUUCCUGUGGGGCGUCGGUCUCGACUACCGGCACGGUACCGGCCACGGUGUCGGUUCCUACCUAAACGUGCACGAGGGUCCCAUCGGAAUUUCGUACAAACCGUUCCCGGACGACCCCGGCAUGGAGGAGGGCAUGAUCCUCUCAAACGAGCCCGGAUAUUACGAAGAUGGCAAGUUCGGUAUACGAAUCGAAGACCUCGUGGUCGUCGUACCCGCGACACCAAUCUACACCCAUCACACCGAGUUUUUAACGUUUGAAACUCUAUCCUUGGUGCCCAAACAGACGAAAAUGAUCGACGUGAGCUUGCUGACCGAAGAAGAAAUCUUGCAGCUUAACUCGUACCAUCAGAAAUGCAGGGAGGUGAUCGGCGAGGUUCUCGACCGACAAAACCAGAUCGAGGCCAAGCAGUGGUUGUGGAGGGAGACUGAGGCGCUCAAAACUAAAUAGAUUUGUACUUGUAACGCAAAUACAUCGAUUAUUUUACAGA
Photinus pyralis (common eastern firefly) is the source of this 2091-nucleotide messenger RNA. RefSeq names its product xaa-Pro aminopeptidase 1-like. The transcript is spliced from 3 exons. NCBI's taxonomy places the organism in Eukaryota, Metazoa, Arthropoda, Insecta, Coleoptera, Lampyridae. Gene Ontology annotation, molecular function: metalloaminopeptidase activity. The record is from RefSeq and is a predicted model, not a curated record. Bases 195 to 2051 code for a protein of 618 amino acids.